ACUGGAACGAGUUUUACGAUGCAUUUGUAGCGGGUCAUGGUCAUGGAGGUUCGUGGUUUGAUAUGAAUCUGUAUUGGUGGGGCAGAAGAAAUGAUGAUAAUGUAUUGUUCCUUAAGUAUGAGGAUAUGAAGCACGAUCUUAAAAGUGUUGUUGUUCAAAUUGCCAAGUUUCUCGGUUGUGAGAUUCCAACUGGUGGUAUGGAGAAAAUAUUGUCCCACUGUUCUUUUGCAAGCAUGAAGAACAAUGCAAUGACCAAUUAUUCAGAAUCAACAGAUAUUCGGCAAGAUAUAUCGCCAUUCCUUAGAAAAGGUGUUGUGGGUGAUUGGAAGAACUAUUUCACGGUAGCUCAAAAUCAAGCAUUCGACAAAAUAUACUAUGAAAAGUUAAAGGGCUCAGGACUCGUAUUUGAUUUUGAAAUGUAAUAUCAGUUGUAGAUACAGUCGGCCUACUAUUAGUAAUAAUAUUAAAAAUAAUUUUAGGUAGUGUUAUUUCUAAUUCAAGUUGCACCAAAUUCAAUGAUUAUUGGUGAGGGACCUCAUAAUAAAAUAUAUACCGGUAAAUAAUAUUAAAGUUAAACAUACAUUUACAUAUUUUAUUACAAUUAUAAUUGCUGCGAAGCAGCCAAUUCAUAUUCUUGACAGCAAUUUGACCCCUGAAAGGU
Molecule: messenger RNA, 661 nt
Organism: Anneissia japonica
Lineage: Eukaryota; Metazoa; Echinodermata; Crinoidea; Comatulida; Comatulidae
Product: sulfotransferase 1E1-like
Exons: 4
Coding region: 63-422 (119 amino acids)
Biological process (GO): sulfation
Cellular component (GO): cytoplasm
Molecular function (GO): sulfotransferase activity
Source: RefSeq, a predicted model, not a curated record